This is a messenger RNA of Telopea speciosissima, 2727 nucleotides long. RefSeq names its product type I inositol polyphosphate 5-phosphatase 2-like. Gene Ontology annotation, molecular function: phosphatidylinositol-3,4,5-trisphosphate 5-phosphatase activity; phosphatidylinositol-4,5-bisphosphate 5-phosphatase activity; inositol-polyphosphate 5-phosphatase activity. Lineage: Eukaryota; Viridiplantae; Streptophyta; Magnoliopsida; Proteales; Proteaceae. The transcript has 11 exons. Gene Ontology annotation, biological process: phosphatidylinositol dephosphorylation. The record is from RefSeq and is a predicted model, not a curated record. Bases 511 to 2418 code for a protein of 635 amino acids.
GGGUUAUCUCUCUUCAUUGGAUUGCAUUAUGUGGCUGAUUCAUUUUUGAUUUCUUAUUGGUCUUUUAAUGGGUUUUUUUUCUUCCACCUACUCUGCUUAAGCUGAGGUAGUAGCUGUACCAUCUGUGGUGUGUAGUGAAAGAGACUGCUGGACUUUAUGCAACGGCCCUUGUUUUUCUUGAUUUUUCAACAUUCUUGUGGUUCUAUUUCAAAUCUUUGAAGAAUGACGCGUGGUACGAACCAAUGAAAUCAUUCUGCAACUUGAGGUUAUGGAUGUCUGCUCAAGUUGGCCACACUAUUUCUGUCUUUUCUAUUUGGUUUUACUAUGAAUCUUUUGUACGGUGGCAUUAGAUAAUCCCCAUGGUCGGAAAGCUUCUUAAUUAUCCUAUUUGACUUACAAGAACAGUGGAGAUUACACGCCUGCAUUUACUUCUUUAAUUCAGAACUGUGUCUUCUUGCUCUGUCUUGUGGAUUCAGUAUUUUCAGAAAUCUGAGGUUUGGUAGAGGAAGAAUGAGAACAAGAAAAGCAAAGCGUCCUGAGGCCUUCUGGCCUUCAAUUGUUAUGAAGAAAUGGCUAAAUAUAAAGCCCAAGGUGCAUGAAUUCAGUGAAGAUGAGGUUGAUACUGAGACAGAAAGUGAGGAUGAUGCAUACUGUCCUAAAGAUGACCAAGAACGCAUGGCUGGGCAUCAGUUUUGCAGAAUGUCUAGGAAUCAAUCUGUACGCCCAAGUCAAGCUUCAGGGACACCUUCCAAGGGUUAUCUGUUGAAUCAUAGGAGAAGGAAAUCAGAAACUCUGCGUGUUCAAUACAUAAAUACAAAGGAUGUCAGGGUGACAAUAGGCACAUGGAAUGUCGCUGGAAGACUUCCAUAUGAGGAUCUUGAUAUUGAAGAGUGGCUUUGUAUGGAAGAACCAGCAGACUUGUACAUUCUUGGUUUCCAAGAGGUGGUCCCUUUAAAUGCUGGGAAUGUAUUGGGGGCAGAGGAUAACAGCCCAAUUCCAAAAUGGGAAUCAAUCAUUCGUAGGACCCUGAAUAAGUCCUCACAACCUGAAACAAAACAUAAAAGUUACAGUUGCCCAUCCUCACCAGUAUUGAGGACAUCUUCUACUGAUGAUGUACUUGCAGAUGAGAUAGGUGCUCCUGAAGUUGAGGUGAUGAGCAGGGAGCCUGCGGCGCUCAAUAAUGUCAGUGGCUUUGGGAUACAAGGUGUAGAAGAAAUAAUCAGUACCCCAAAGAAGUUCCAGGUAAAGAGAACUUACGGCAUUGACAUUAAUGGUAUACUAGAUUGGCCUGAACGCCCAUUAGAUAUGAAGCCCCAAGCUAUCUCUUCCAACAAAGGGUUGCGGAGAGUCUUAAGUAGUUCAGCAAGAAUUGGCUUUGAUUGGAUGGAGAAGCCUCUAGUUUUCACUAAUCAAGAUUUAGAACUGGAUGGUGGAUUGAAACGAGUACACAAUAGCUCAGGGAACCUAGGUUUAAUGUGGACAGAGCAGCAAGAUCGGUCUGAGGUGCUCUCUUUUUCUGAUGACUCUGAAAGUUCGUCUGAAGAUGAUGAAGACUCUCAUUUAGAAGCAGAAAAGGAGCAUUGUGAAAAUGGAGUCAAAACAGCGACUGUGAAGACCCGUGCUAAAUAUGUGCGCAUUGUCAGCAAGCAGAUGGUGGGAAUUUAUGUAUCAGUUUGGGUUCAUAGAAGGUUGAGGAGGCACAUAAAUAACUUGAAGGUUUCGCCAGUGGGAGUUGGUCUCAUGGGCUACAUGGGAAACAAGGGAUCUGUUUCUGUCAGUAUGUCUCUUUUCCAAACACGGCUGUGUUAUGUUUGUUCACAUUUAACAUCUGGUCAGAAGGAGGGAGAUCAACAAAGACGUAACUCUGACGUGUAUGAAAUCUUACGACGUACCCAAUUCUCUUCUGUCUUUGAUGCAGAUCAACCACAGAAUAUUCCAUCUCAUGACCAGAUUUUCUGGUUUGGGGAUUUGAAUUAUCGUCUUAAUAUGUUGGAUGCUGAGGUGAGAAAGCUUGUGGCUAAGAAACAGUGGGAUGAACUUAUCAAUAGUGAUCAGCUAAGCAAAGAACUUCGCAGUGGCCGUGUCUUUGACGGAUGGAAGGAGGGGAUGAUAAACUUCCCACCCACAUACAAAUACGAACUCAACUCAGAUACAUAUGUUGGAGAAAGCCCAGAAAGCCCAAAAGAAGGGGAAAAAAAGAGAUCCCCAGCAUGGUGCGAUCGUAUUCUAUGGUUAGGGAAGGGCAUCAGACAGCUUGUUUACAAAAGUGCUGAAAUAAGGCUUUCAGAUCAUCGUCCUGUUAGCUCAAUCUUCUUGAUUGAUGUUGAAGUCUUUGACCAUCGGAAGCUCCAGAGGGUUUUGAAUUUCAGCAAUGCUGCAGUGCAUCCUGAAGUGUUCAUUGAUGAGUGGGGCGACUAAAAAGUUUGAUAGACAUCAGGGAUAGCUCAAGGGAGAUGAUUGAAAGUCUUGAUGAAGUCUCUUCUGAAAUGGUCUCAAAUUCAACUGGAUCGCCUGCAUGAGUUCUGUUGCUGAGACUACAUGAUAUGCUAAUCAGAUAACAAUGCAAGGUAGCAGUAAAUGUGUCAAGGCAUAUCUAAGAUGCUGCUUGUGGGAUUCAAGUAAUGGAAGGAGUUCAUCUGUGGUUUAAAUGGCUUAGUAUGUCUGGUUUUGCAUGUAUUCAUGAAAAUGCUUUCGUAUAAAUUGGAGAAAAUAAAAUCUCCAUAAAUA